Molecule: messenger RNA, 2707 nt
Organism: Coregonus clupeaformis (lake whitefish)
Lineage: Eukaryota; Metazoa; Chordata; Actinopteri; Salmoniformes; Salmonidae
Gene: ncoa5
Product: nuclear receptor coactivator 5
Exons: 11
Coding region: 236-2254 (672 amino acids)
Biological process (GO): regulation of signal transduction
Cellular component (GO): nucleoplasm
Molecular function (GO): RNA binding
Source: RefSeq, a predicted model, not a curated record
AGCCGAACGGCCAUUGUUGUGUGGCGAAGAAGAAGAAGAAGCUGGUGCGGGCGGCCUGAAGAAUUUACUGGAGGACAUCAAAGCACUGCAGCUUUUUGGAAACCUUAAUGUUGAAGGACCUUGGAUAACAACUUUCGAGCACACGCGCAAAAAAAAAAGGAAAUUGAACAGUACCCCAAAAAAAUUUCCGUCAAAGAAAAGAGCCGCUAAGGUUGGGAUCUAGCCGAGUAGCGCCAUGUCUCACAGAAGAAGCCGCAGUGGAUCGCCGUCUGGCCCUGUUCGCUCAUGCACCAACAGCCAAAAUCCCCGCGAUAUGGAGAGGAGGAUUUUUGUGGGGAAUUUGCCGACGUCACUGAUGGACAGGAAGGACAUGGAGGAUCUGUUCAGUCCCUACGGGAAGAUUCAUGCCUUGUCCAUGUUCCAAGGGUACGGAUUUGUGCAGUUUGAACGUGUUGAGGAUGCAGAGGCUGCAAAGGCGGGACAAAAUGGUCGCCCUUAUAAAGGUUAUAAAAUAGCUAUAAAUAUGGCAGCGGAGCGACAACGACAGAAUAAAGCUCAAUCCCGGCCGAGCCCUCCAAGAAGGGAUCCGUAUGGAGGUUAUGGAGAAGGCAGGGAGCCCCGUCCUCGCUCUCGCUCGCCUAUGCACGGGCGCGACUCUCGUGCACAUAGGGGUAGCCGAGAGCACUCGCGAGAGCCUGGCCGUGAGCCUCGGCACACUCACCCUCGUGACCAUCACGAACCGCGAGACCCCAACUAUGACCGCUACCGCACAUCCGAGGGCAGGGAAAAGGAUCUCAGAGGUGAACCUCGAGGUGAACCUCGCGGAGACCCCACAUUCAGAGAGGAGGGCUAUGAUCGAUAUUACCGUGGUGGCGCAGAUGAGCACCACCGCAAGAAGGAGGACCCGUACAGGGAUCCAUGGAAUGGCCGGCGAGAACCUGAAGGUAAAGAUGACCGCGUGCGGGUAGAGGAGAGGCGACGUAACGAGCUCUACCGCCAAUACUACGAGGAGGUCCAGAGACAGUAUGACAGGGAGCGUCCAGUUGACUGCUCAGUCAUUGUCGUCAACAAGGCACAAAAUAGGGAGUAUGCGGAGACGGUGGGGCGGAAGGUGCGUGACCUGGGUAUGGUGGUGGACCUCAUCUUCCUCAACACGGAGGUGUCCCUGACCCAGGCGCUGGAGGACGUGGGCCGGGCGCGCACCCCUUUCGCCAUAAUCAUCACUCAGCAGCACCAGGUGCACCGCUCCUGCACAGUCAACAUCCUCUUCGGCACACCCCAAGAACAUCGCAACAUGCCCAUGGAGGACGCCAUGGUCCUGGUGGGCCACAACUAUGACUCCUUCAAGGUGGAACAUCGCGAGAAGGAGCGUGAGGAGAUCGCUCAGAAGGCUGCCAAGAUGGCUGAUGACGUGCUGAUGAGGGAGCAUGAGAGGGAGGGUCACCCAGUCACCCUGCUUCCUGCCAUCACUCUGCUGUCUGAGGGCAGGUUCUUGACUCCAGAGGAGCUGGACAGUCUUAUAGAGUAUUUGAGGGUCAAGAGGGAACGCAUCGUAAGAGCCGACCCACUUGCGGCAGCACAUCCUCCUGCGACGGCUGCCACCCACGAGCCUCCUCUCCAGGCCCAGACGAUGCCCUCUGCAGCCCAUUCCAGUCACGGCGCUCAUCCUGCCCACGCACCACCCCCCCACAGUGCUCACUCGACCCACAUGAGCAUGCCGCCGGCCCCCAACGCCACCACCAACAACCAGCAGGAGCUGCAGGCUAAGAUCCUUAGCCUGUUCAACAGCGGUGCCGGGGCAUCGGCCUCCGCGGCCAUCCCUGCCAUGGCCCCCCAGUCCUACGGCUCCACCAUGGGCAGCCAGUCCACAGGCCUCCCCAUGUCCUCAGCCUCUCCUGUCCCUAAAAUGGCCCCCACACCUUCCCAAGUUCCCAACAUGAUGGGUGCCCGGCCCCCCAUGCGCCCGGGCCCAGUGCCCCCCGGCGCCCACCUAGGCUAUGGGUCGCCCACAGGCCGCAUGGCUGCCCCUCAGGGGGGGCAGAGACCCCCUGUCUCAGGGGGAGCAGGCAUCAACUUCGACAACCCCAGCGUCCAGAAGGCCCUGGACACGCUCAUUCAAAGCGGACCCUCUCUCAAGCACCUGGUAAAUGCUGGGAAUUCUGCAUCCCCCAGACCAAGCCAUGGCAUGGGCCAGGGCAUGGGCCAAGGCAUGGGUCAGCCUCCGCCCAUGGCAAUGUACCCUCGCCAUUACUGAUGAUUCCCCUCAUAAUGUGACCACACACCCCCGAGUCUGCAAAGCAGCUUUUGUUAAAUUAAUAAUUUACCACAGUUGAAAUGUGUAGAUGUAGACUGAUAUUUUCUGUUUCUUUUUUUUUUGCAUUUGUAAAUGCUUUUAGAGGACCUUUUUUACCCUAGGUAUUGUAAUGACAGACCUCGGUUAUUUGUUAAGACUAUUUGAAAGUCCAACAUUUUCGGUUGUAACCAGUCUCUCCAUUUUCUGGUUAGUGUGUGAAUUGUUGUAAAAAGUUAAUUGCAUGUCCGAAGAUAUUCAGGAUUGUGCUGAAACUUGUUGUUCUCGGCUCAACCACAAUGUUUGAUGGCUAGAUCUGGUGUCGGUGUGGGCCAGUUCUACACAGCAAAACUUUUAUACAACUUCCUGUGUGAUUGUACUAGCAGUGCUCCUGAAAUAAACAAUUUUUGAAUGUGA